AUGGCUACUAACACCAAGCUUGUAGCUCUUGGCUUUGUUGUCCUUGUGAGCAUUGGGUUCGCCGAUGCAGCAAGGAUGCUAGCUAGCUCCUCCAGUGCUUCGGGUGGUGGGGGAGGAGGUGGCGGGGGAGGCGGUGCGAAUGGUGGGAGUGGAUGGGGUGGAGGGUCUGGAUCGGGUGGAGGCUUGGGAUAUAGUGAAAGCGGUGGAGAUUGGGGUAACAAGUGGAACUUCGCCAAGGGGUCUGGAGGAGGAGGAAGUGGUGUGAGUGGCUCUGCAUCAGCCCCUAGCGGCAAUGGAUACGCCAAUGCUGAUGGUAAGGGUGGGGGCGGGGGUGGAGGUGGGGGUGUAAACGGGUCUAGCGGAACCGGGGCUGGGUCUGGCCUGGGCAAGGGAUAUGGUGAGAGUGGUGUGUCAAAGGCACCGGCUCCUGUUGCUGGUGGUGAUGGUACCAGCUACUCAGAUGCUGGUGGUAAUGGUAACGGUGGUGGCGGCGGUAACAACGGAAAUGGAGGUGGUACCGGAGCUGGCGCUGGACAGGCCGGUAGCGACGACACUUCUGGAGGCUUUGCAAAUGCAGGAGGAAGCGGCAAUGGUGGUGGCACAACUGGAAGUGUCGCUGAAGGACCAAGCCUUGGAGUUGGAUCUGGUGCUGGGUCUGGCUCCGCUCAGACCGGUAGCACUGGCUCUUAUGGCGAAGGCUAUGCCACAGGAAUGGGUGGUGGCAUGGGUGGCGGCACCGGUGAAAGCCAAAAUGGAGGAACUGGCAACGGUGGAGGCAGUGGGUCCGGAUCUGGUGGUGGAGGAUACCACUAA
Aegilops tauschii subsp. strangulata is the source of this 813-nucleotide messenger RNA. The record is from RefSeq and is a predicted model, not a curated record. NCBI's taxonomy places the organism in Eukaryota, Viridiplantae, Streptophyta, Magnoliopsida, Poales, Poaceae.